CAAACGCAGGCAGUGGCAAAUCGCUUUUUGUUAUCAAACAUUUUUCUUGUGAAUUUCAAUAGUUUUAUCAGCGCAACAGUGUUUAUUGUUUGCUGUGUAUCCACCAAAGGGUGCCGUUUUUCUGUUUGCUGACGGAUUGUGUAGAUAAGAGUUGGCAAACAAACAACCAUAACUAGAGUGUACUUUCUUCCACCCCCUUUCGGAUGGAUUAUUAGUGUCUGUUUCUUUUGUUUUGUCCGAAGAAUCAUUCGGUAAUAAUAUUAUGAUGGUUUGAGUGCACUUUCAGUGGCUACGUGAGUCAGUUUCGGUUGUUUCGGAAUUGUGAAAAUUGAACAGAGAGUACUGUUGUGUAGUGUGGAUAAUGCCACCAGAAAAGGAUAUCAUCAUCAAAGCCUGGGAGAAGCUGGACGAUGACGUCAUCAUCAAAGAUGUUGCCACCAAGGGUAAACACGUCAAUCUUUGCGUAGCCUAUCUGGCGGAGAGGAACGAACUGUCCCACAAUGAGGCGAAGAAUUACUUCCUGCAGAAGGUUAACGCGUACGUCUAUCGGUUGCUCUCGAAUCGUCAGCUCUUCAAGGCGGAACAUAUCCUGACCAACAUUGAUCGCGUUCCCAAGUAUGUGCUCUACCAAAUCGCCGCGGAAACCAGUGACCAUAGUUUGAGGGACUUUAUUCGGGAACAUUUGGGCAAAACAAUCGAAAACUACAGCGGUGGUGGUGAAGAAGACGGCGAGGGACGGCUGAUUGAGGCCAACUGGAGAGUGUACUGCCUGCUGAAGGCGAACGUGCGCCAGUUGGCAGAUUUGCUCCAACAGUUGGACAGUGAAUAUAGUGUGCUGGAAGUGGAAACGAUGUCAUUCAAUACCUUCUACACCAAGGAUGAGGUGUACCGGAACGCUGUUGCACUGGAUUUGUUCUUCAAGAAUCAAGAAACGGAAAUCUCUCCGCUGCUCGACAAGUACGCCGUGUGGAACUACCUGCUGCGGAAUAACAUAGACAACCUAGUGAAAAUAUGGAUCCAGAUAAAUGCAUGCAUUCGCUGGUCACCGGAAUUGAUCAAGGACCCAACGUUAAGCUCGAAGGAAUUGUCUCAAAUCAAGAUCGACAUCUACGACGAUCCUAGAUUCAACGAACGCCUAAGGCAACUGUUUCAACGGUGGGAAAUCAACGACUUCAUGGUUUCCCAGCUCUCCAGCCAAAGGAGUAUGUGCCGAAAUGAUGUGCUGUUGAAUGCACUGGCGACUUGCGGCAAGUUUGUAGAUCACGAACGAACAGAUUCCCAAUUGAUACUGCGAAGGUUGUUCACUACGCAAACGUUGACAAUGAAUAAAGAGUUGUUGCAAGGGAAGCAGUUCCAGGAGGGAUUGACCAAGCACCUGGUAGAUAACCGUUUGUUUCAGCUGUUGGAUUUGAGCGUGAUCAGUGAGGAAGGUCUCAGAAAGUUAGCUACGGAUGAAAGCUGUGAUAGUAGAAGAGAGGUGGAGCUGUUUUUGGAAUUGAACGAGCUUAAAAAUAACGGUAUUAGUAAGGAUAGUCUACUAAGGAUUUCUAGUAAGGUUUCAGAGUAUUUAUGUAACUACGAGCAAAGUUUUUACGAUGAGAACCCAAUUGUAUUUCUGUUUGAAUACUUUUUGGAUCCACGCAACGUAACAUUCCCCGACGAUGAUGAACGCCUGUGGAAACUGUCCCACCUGCGUAGCUUUAUGAACAGAUUAAAGCUCAACCCAGUAUCGUCGAUUUCAGCCAAAGAUUUACUAGCUUUACACGAUCUCCCUUGCCUGGAGACGAUACGGAGCAAUUUAUUCAAAAAUCGAAACGACGAUGAAGAAGACGAGGACGAACAGAUUACCAAACUAGCAAUCAUCAAAGAACAUGGCUACGUUCCUCACUUCAAUCAUCCUGUACUUUGCGAAAAGUAUUCUACACCCGUGCAUCUCAACUAUCUGCAUUACAUCCAACAGUAUCGCUCGUGCUACGCCCUCUACCUGUUCUACCUAGAUCAACUGAAAUGCUAUUCUCGAAUAACACCUCCUCAAAUCAACCUGGCAGCGCGAUCGGUUGCCGAAGUCGCCGUUGCACACUACCAUGAUACCAAUUUAGUUGCUCAUUGUAUCGCAUUCAUUGAGAUGCUUGGCAUGGACAGUUCCAAAACACGUGCCUAUGUACGUUGUCUCAGUAUGAUUCCCCGUACGGGUGAUGCGUUGAAGAUUUCAACUAAAGAACUGUUGGAUAGAUGUGAGACUGUAGUUGCUGCCAAGAACUGGGAAGAUCCGGAGCUGCUACUCGAUUUGGAAGCUAUGACCACCCUGUGCCGGUGCAGUUUGCUAAAAUUUCCCGAACAGUUUCUCCGGCAACUACUCGGGGACAACAAUUGGUUCCGGUUUUUGCUGCUCGUUGAAUACCUGGACUAUCCACAAGAACAAGUGCUGGAACUUUGCCGCAGCGGUUUCCGGGAUGGUAAUAUCGGGAUGAAUGUUAUGCGAGCUAUCAAGUACUACGUGGAAACCGUGCAGCAUCGUCGAAGCUCAUCGCCGACGUCGCUCCGGAGAAAGACGUCCCGGAGGAGAAGGAAGGGUAGCAGCAGCACAGCUCCACUGGACAGCUACUCGAGCAUAUCGAGCGAAAGUGACAUCCAGUCCGGUCGACAAACGCGUCCCAUCAUCAGCGAGACGUCGUCACUCGAUGCGGAUCAGCAGCAACCAGCGCACUACGAUGGUGCACGGUUCCUGUGCGGCCAGUACAAUCGUGACCUAUUUGCUACGGUUCUGUUGUGCUCAAAUGAGGCCAGCAAUUGUCGCAGUGGAAAAUCGGAAGCACUGUCCAGCGAUAUGCUGGAUUACGAUGGCUUCAAACGAUUAGUUCUGGGACUGGGUGGUGCAAAAUCAUCCAACACUUUUAUGAACCUAUUAGAACAAGCGGUACUUAGGAAAUGGCCACUACUAGCCGUGUUGGCCGGGAUGACAGCCUAUGCGAAGCGGAAGUACUGCUGGAUCACCUGGCUGAUGGUUUCGACUGAGUAUCCCUAUCAGGAUAAGAUGGAGAGCCUCUCGGAGGAUAGACUUCUACAUGAUCUUGUGGGAUAUUGCGUUGAAACUGGAUCCGUCCAGACCCUGCAAAAUAGCGUCGGCAUAUUCUAUCCGGAAUCGAACUUUAGUCUUCUAGUCAAAUAUUUAACUGAAACGAGUGCGACCAACUUCUCAGAAGAUACCACCGAUCUUCUCAAGCAGUUUUUGCACAACGCUUCAUACUGCCCACUAUUGAAGCUGGAUAAACUCGAUCUGGUCAACUUCAGCGCCAAACUGCUAACACUGCAUCUCGAUAGCAACUUUGAAUCGUUCCAUCAUCAGAUACAGCUGCUGGAGUCUUUGGUCGCCUCGGAUAUCAACUACUUCACCCAUAAGGUCGACUUUACGACACUGCUGAAGAUCAGUGAAAUCAUGCACAACUCAAAGGUACGGGUUGAGUUCAUCAAGUUCUACGACCAACCUGAUGACCUUCACAAAGAAUUCGAAAACCUCUGCGGGCACUUGGUUGCUGGAAAGUUCUACAAGGCAGCUGUUGAGAUAGCGGACUUAUCGGAACUGCCGAAGGAGACGAUCAUUUUCGAACAUUGGGUCAAUGAGUUCGACGUCAAGGAAAUCUGCGAUUUUGAACAGUAUCAACGCGAUAUGGAGCGGUACGCCUUUGGUCCGGAAGUUCUUCUCAACUUUUACAUCCACAUUGCCAACCGGUUGGAGCAGAGUGAUCCGAAGAGAUAUAUCCUUUUGAAGAAAACGUUGGACUUGAUCAACGAAAGGGGUUUGUAUCCGAGCGAGGUAUUCGAUCGCGAUCGUUUGGAGUACGAGUUGGUGUUAUCCUACGUAAGGUGCUCGCAGGAUCCGUCCACGUUGGAGUUGUAUCACUCGCAUUUCUACAACACCGCUUUCACUCGCGAUCGUGGAAUUCUCUAUCAUACAUUCCUAGAGCUGAAAGAAGUUGCCGGGAUCAAUGAUCUUACCAUUUCGAAUCUUAAGAUAGCGGACCAGGACGAGGUUGCUCAGCUGGACAACCUUAUCAACCGUCUGCUGGAGAAAGGGGAUAUCGUUCAGGCGCUCCGUUACCAAGCUAUCUUCGACCAACGACCAAUCGAUCUUCACUUCAUCGUAUUCUGCAUGGCGCUGGCCGAGUCCUUGGUUAGUUUGUAUAAUCUAAGCAAAGAGGAACGUCUCAUGCUCAACGAGGAUUACAAACGGGCCUCGAAUCGGUUCCAACGGAGAACGCUACGCUCCAGCCGGGUCAGUCAAAGCUCGACCAACAACUCGUGGAUCAGUUCUCCGAUGAGGGGUAACGCGAACGAUUCAUCCGAUACGAGCGCGGGAGCUUCAGAGUUCGAGGAGCUGCCGUCCCGAGAAAAACAAGACAUCUAUGAAGCAAUCAAUGGUCUCGGCGUUCAGAUCAAGUACGGUCAGGAACUCGCCAAACGAAUCGUUCUAACCUACCGUAUAGCGAUGUACCUGGACAAAGAAUACAACGAGAUCCUCAAGAUUCGUGAUCCGGUUGGUUUUCUUGCUGAGGUCAUCCAAGAGGACUGCAUCCAUAAACUGGAGGUCGUUAGUGAUAUCAUGACAUCCCACCAGCUGGUGGACGAAGUUGUGUCGGACUUCCUGUCCAGAGAAAUCGCCACGGCUGUGGUUAGUUCUAAAUUCUACCUACUGCAACAGGGAUCACCGGGCGUUAGUACGAAACCCAUUGAAGAACUCCUGUGGGAUUACAACAUCGAUCAAGAUUUCCAUUUGUUCUUGGAACUGGCCCCCAACACGACCAUGCUUGGAAAUUACCUACUAAAAUAUUGCGAUGCCAUCAAGCAGUAUAAACGGUUGGAGAAAUCCCCAGAACGAAAAUCAGCUUUGGAGGAUUCAACUGCUGGGCAGGACGAUCGGGAAAUGUUGGAAAAUCUAAAAACGAUCUUCAAGGGUCAGGUCCUGUCGCUUAAAAAACAAAACACCAUCAUCGUGGCGCUGUUAGUCAAGGCUCACGAUUGCUUCGUGCACGAAUGCUCCGUCGAGGGGAUUGUCGAAGUUCUACAACACUGCAAAGCGCUGAACUCGAUUCUCACUGCUGCCAAAUCGUGGAAUCUGAUCGUCAAACUUCUCGUAGGCAUCGGACGAUAUCGUGAAAUGUACUAUUGCUUCGAAACCUUGAUCAAGAACGAUCAAUUCGAGUCGCUGCUGGGACAGUUUGACGAGAAGCACACCAACGGUCUGAAGACUGCCAUCAUAUCCUACCUUAAUGAACACUGCCCGGAACAGAAGGAGUUCUUCCGACUGGCCGCUCUUCAUUUCUUAAUGUACAAAGAGAUUGCUGAAAUGUGGGAAACAGAAGCAAAGUCCACCAUCGCUAAGGUUCUGUCCACGCAUGAGAAAGCUGCCGCAUCGACAAGUGGAAGUCCUAAGGUAGCCGUUCCUCGCUUGGAAUGCACUCCAUUGGUCGUUUCGGAACUGAAUGGGGCAAUGGAAUCGUACAUGCAUGCUGCGGAAAAUUAUCUGCUGGACAACAAAAUGAGUCUGGCCCAGAAAACUGCUUGCAAUGCCGAGCUUAUUGCAUUGCAAAUCUGUUUGAUCAAUCAAGCUCUGGUCGAGAAGAGCGGACCUCAUGAUGAUAAACGGUCGUGCUAUUCAGUGCUAAACAUCAAAGACGAAAAAGGAAGCAACCUUGCGUUCUUUGUGAAUAGUGCUCUAAGCGUCCCCCAAGCGCUCAUCGUUGCCCGGACGUACGAUUACGAAAUCAACUGGGCCACCGCUCUCUAUCAGCACUAUAUUGUCAACGGGGAGACUGCGUAUCUCGAGGACUACCUGGACCGAAUGCCGCUGACGGAUGAAAUGAUUGAGAACCUAGUUAAAACAUUCCAAUUGGAACCAUGCGUUACUCCGGAAAUGGAACGCGCUGUUGCCGAGCUGGUGGAGUUGGUCGAAUCGGUGACGCUCAAGUACCGCCUGGCUUCGCUGCUGGGGCUGAAACGAACGAUACACGAACUGAUCAACGAGAACAGUUUCUACUAUCUGAAGGAUUGUGAUUAUGGGCGUAGCGAGCACGCCGUCGGUGGAAGUUGAGCGGAGUUUUGCUGUAAGGUUUACUGUGUUUUUCUUUUACGAGUAUUGCGAUUAUGUUUUAGAAACUGGUGUUGUAUGUUCGGUAACGACGCGUAUUUAUUUUA
Molecule: messenger RNA, 6192 nt
Organism: Ochlerotatus camptorhynchus
Lineage: Eukaryota; Metazoa; Arthropoda; Insecta; Diptera; Culicidae
Product: spatacsin
Exons: 6
Coding region: 362-6088 (1908 amino acids)
Biological process (GO): axon extension; synaptic vesicle transport; chemical synaptic transmission
Cellular component (GO): synapse; dendrite; axon
Source: RefSeq, a predicted model, not a curated record